AGGAGGAGGUAACAAAAAUAUGCCAUUCCAUCGCACCUGACAAAGACUAAUCGAGAUUGUCUGUUUUAUUCUGUAGCUGCUGAAACACGGCAGAUGCUUUUUGUUUGAAUUUUUUUUUUAAAUCCAAGAAGACUUAACAGAGAAGAAGAAAAGGCGGAGGCUGUAAAAAAAAUAUUAACCUACUGACUGCAGCAACAGUUGGUCUGUCGGUGAUCUGACUCAAAGCUUUGGGACUGACUGGUGAAUGGUGACUGCUUAGAAUUCGGGAAGUCGCAUCUGGAUCCAUCACUAACAUCAUGCCAGCCGUCCACAGGAGGCAGCCCAGUAUUGAGUUUUUGGAAUUUAUGGGAGUGGUCAGAGAGAAUGGCAGUGAUCAGACAUCCCUUCCUCCUGUGCACACUCCACUCUCAUAUGACUACGUCCUGGUCGCAAAAACUAUUGACAACCAGGAGAGGCAGGCAUAUAAGAAGCAAUGUGAGUACAUUGAAGAGCUGAAAAAGAAGAACCUCAAAGUCACUAAAAUUAUAGAUGAUGAUCUUGUCUUUUAUGGGAUUCAAGCACCUAAAGAAAUUUUUGAGAAGUACAGGUACCUGUUGAAAGUAUCUGAUGCCUGUAAUUGGAGCUCAGAUCAGAACAUUGUCCCUCUCAGCACCAGAAUAAGGAUUGUCCACUUCAUUUUGAAUCACACCCCUAUCCUUUCUGGAGAGGGUCUGAGGGAUCUCAUGAAGAUGAGGGUUUUUGAAGCACGAUUCUGUUUACAUGAGAAAAAGAAACAGAGAGAGCUGAAGGAGAGCUGGGCUCGAUGGACAGCCUGUCUCCAAGGGCAACCCAUAACUGCUGUCAGGAAUUACUUUGGGGAGAAGGUGGCCUUGUACUACCUGUGGCUUGGCUGGUAUACAUAUCUGCUCAUCCCACCGGCUCUCAUCGGGCUCGUUGUCUUCCUUUAUGGUCUUGCCUUCUUCAAUGAUUCGCCCCUCAUAAAGGAGGUUUGUGAGGCUGACACCGUCAUGUGUCCACUUUGUGACAAGAGAUGUAAAGUGUGGCUGCUUUCGGACACCUGCACCUACGCUAAGGUGACCCUACUGUUUGACAACAAUGGCACAGUGCUCUUUGCGAUGUUUAUGGCAAUUUGGGCAACACUUUUUCUGGAGUUCUGGAAGAGACAUCGGGCUUCGUUUGUGUGUGAAUGGAAAGUGUCUGAUUGGUGUGAAGAGGAGGAGGAAUUAAUCCUGGAAAUUGUGAACAACGUCAACUGUGAACCCAAGAAGUAUAAGCACUCAUAUCUGCGCAGCACUUUGGUGUUGAUCUGUGUCACAGUUAUGAUACUCGUGAUCAUUGGCCUGACACAUGCCUUAGUGGUGUUUAGGGUGAUUGCAGCGGUUCUCUUGGCUGAAGGAUCAUGGGAGUUUCUGAGCAACCACUCCAACAGUGGAGCAAUGAUGUUAGGGGCCCUCUUUCAUUACCUCAUUAUCAUAGUCAUGACACGGGUCAACAGGAUAGUAGCCAUGAAGCUUUGUGAAAUAGAGGAAACCAGAUCAUUUGCUGCCACAGAGAAAAGUUUCACCGUCAAGAUGUUCACUUUCCAGUUCUUCACCUACUUCUCCUCACUCUUCUAUGUGGCCUUUUUUCUUGGCAGGAUAAAUGGUCAUCCCGGUGGUUAUGUGCGAAUUGCAGGGAAAUGGAGGCUUGAAGAGUGUCACCCCAGUGGAUGUCUCACAGACCUGUUCGUCCAAAUGGCCAUUAUAAUGGUUCUGAAGCAAACCAUCAGCAACGUCUUUGAGUUCACUGUCCCCUGGUUCUCCAGGUGGUUAAAGAGAAGAAGAACCCAGAAGCUUCAGAGGAAAUGUGCUCACUGCUACCUAAAAGACGAUUCAGAGGCCAAACAUGGAGCUGAACUGUGUGACACCUGCAAACUUCGUGACUGGCUCAGCAACUACCGUCUGAAUGAUGUUGACUCAUUCAGCCUUUUUAAUGAGUUUUUGGAGAUGGUGAUCCAGUUCAGCUUUACCACCAUAUUUGUGGCGGCAUUUCCUCUUGCACCACUGCUUGCUCUCAUUAAUAACGUCAUUGAGAUACGUUUGGAUGCCAUUAAGAUGGUCACUCUGGAGCGCAGACUGGUUCCAAAGAAAACAAAUGAUAUAGGUGUGUGGAUAGACGUUUUGGAGGCGAUUGGUGUUUUAGCUGUUAUCGCAAACGGUCUGGUCAUUGGUGUGUCAUCAGACUUCAUCCCUCGACUCGUUUAUCGUUUCCGUUAUGGCCCGUGUGCUAACGGCACUGCAGCAGAUUUUACAAAUCUAGACUGCAUGGCUGGAUACAUCAACAACACCCUGUCUAUUGCACAGAUGGACGACCGCAACAUACACAAUGAGUUUUCAGUUGACCAGAUGACGACUCCUAGUGGAGUGAAUGUCUCUUACUGCAGCUAUAAAGACUAUAGGAGCAAUGAGGACUACAGUCUGACCCCACAGUUCUGGCUAAUUUUAGCUGUUCGCUUUGCAUUUGUGAUCUUGUUUGAGCAUGUUGUUGUCAUUUGCAAAUUCAUUGCAGCCUGGUUCGUACCCAGUGCCCCCAUGGGCGUCAAGAAUGAAAAGCUCUUUGAUAAACUCCAGAGACUAAAAGAGGAACUCAGGUCAUUUGAAGCAUGACAGCCUUCAGACACUUAAAUGGGGAACUCUUUCCUGAGAACAUGAACCCUGUGUUGCCUUGUGCAUUAAAGUGUCUAGACCAUCACUUGACUCAACUUCAAACCCAUUAAUCAUAGGAAUUCAGAAAGAGGGCUCUCAUUCUCUUUUUAUUGUUUGCAGUCAGAUGUUAAAUGCAGGGCGUCAAGCAUGAAAUGGACCUUGAAGACAGGCUAAUUUCCCUAAAACAAAUGUACAGGGAUUUUACUGUACCGUCUUGUUUUGAGAAUGCACUGAACGCUUUUUGUUGGAUCUCUAUAUUUGUGAUGUGUGUGUUUAUAUUGAAGGCCUAAAGAUAAUUUAUUACUGCUACUGCACAUACCGUACUGAUUGUGUGACAAUGUUGCCUUAUAUUGUACAAAUCGCUGUGAUGAUUGUCACAAUUUGCAGAGGAUCUGAUGGUAACUUUUGUAAAUUGGACACAAGAAUGUUUUGCUUUUUAAUAUUUUAUAUUACCAAAUAAAAGAGGACCCUUUUGUCAUCA
This is a messenger RNA of Sphaeramia orbicularis (orbiculate cardinalfish), 3165 nucleotides long. Its product is annotated as anoctamin-9. Gene Ontology annotation, molecular function: chloride channel activity; protein dimerization activity. Gene Ontology annotation, biological process: chloride transmembrane transport. Lineage: Eukaryota; Metazoa; Chordata; Actinopteri; Kurtiformes; Apogonidae. The record is from RefSeq and is a predicted model, not a curated record. Gene Ontology annotation, cellular component: plasma membrane. The transcript has 25 exons. The coding region runs from base 297 to 2645 and encodes 782 amino acids.